Messenger RNA from Haliotis rufescens (red abalone), 6069 nucleotides. Its product is annotated as keratin-associated protein 5-4-like. The record is from RefSeq and is a predicted model, not a curated record. Lineage: Eukaryota; Metazoa; Mollusca; Gastropoda; Lepetellida; Haliotidae. The transcript is spliced from 8 exons. Bases 259 to 681 code for a protein of 140 amino acids.
AAACAAUGUCACGUGACACAUAUUUGCUGGGAGAAGCGCUAAUGGUGAAUAUUUGCGUGUGCCGACACGAAUUCGAGAAAGAAAUUGUGGUGUCAUCCAAGAUACAAGCAGCUGCGGCCAUGUUUCUCCAACACCAAUAGUCUGUCACAGAACUAGCGAUGGCUGGACGAUACAGAUAAGUUACAGCUCUAACACAACUGUUCCCGCGAGAUGCCGGCACCGCACUGAGUCACCACAUGUUUUGUAUGCAGGAUCAGCAUGUCCAAUUCGGGCUCAAACCCUGCAACGGGUGGUGAGAGUGAGCUGGCCCUCCCUGUGGCGGCCAUCGUGUGCCUGGCAGUCGGGGGUUAUGUGAUGCUGAUCGUCAUCAUCAUCCUGGUCAGAUACUUCCUUGUGUCUCGGGGUAUAUGUGAGUGUGGGUCAUGGUGCGCCAAGUCUGACGAGGAUGCACAAAGCUGUGCUUGUUGUGCCGAGUUGGCAGAAUGUUGUAACUGUUGCAAGAGUCCCACCGUGACGUCAUGUCUUGACUCCAUCUGCCCCAACAGAAAGGACGCCCAGGCUUGCUGUCAGAGGAUGGGGUGUAUUGAGCUUCUACUCUGCCAGUGCUGUGGAUCCCAAGGUGCUGAGGGUUUGUGUGCAAGCUGCUAUGAGUACGGCAACCAAACACAACGUGGGCCCUGAGUGAUCUCCCCUGAAUAUUGUCCACACGUUCCCUUGCAAAAACACCAGGAAUGAACGGGUCUAUUUUUGUAAAAGUGUUUCAUUCAUGUUAGAAAUAAGUUUGUUCACUACUGAUCAAUAUCUGAAAACAAAUCUAACUUGUGUAUGUUUUUGAUAAGCGAGCCUGCCCCCUUGUCAAGUAUCUAAGCACCCAUGGUGCUUAUUACCCGGUAUGUCAAUUAUGGUAUGUUUGUUAUUUUGUGUCAGUUAUGAUAUUCACUGACUGUCGAUUCAUGGAAUAUUUGACACAAACAGUUAAACUCCUUAUUGUUGUGAGGAACGUGUAUAUGUUAAUGAUAUGGUACUUCAUUCUUGGACUACACUUGUGUAUAUCUCUAAUGGCUUGAAGUUGUUUUAUGUGUUCAAUUGUUGUCACUCUAUUGACCACUGGUAUGCCAGGCUCAGUUAUCUACCAGCCACCAUGAUGUAGCUGGAAUAUUGCUGACUUACCCAAUAUAAGCGUAGAUAAGCCAAUCACAUAGUUAAGCCGAGGUAUUAACUUGACCCAUGAAACAUGUAUGAACAUGAUAUGACCUGUAGAUAAGCCAGACCAGGAAGUAAAAGACAACGACACAUCGCCAAGUCAGACUGCAAGACUACGUAAACCAAGUGGAACUGCAAGACUACGUAAACCAAGUGGGACUGAAGACUACGUAAACCAAGUCCUACUGCAAGACUACAUAAACCAAGUCAGACUGCAAGACAACGUAAACCAAGUCAGACUGCAAGACUACGUAAACCAAGUCCGACUGCAAGACCGCGCAAACCAAGUGGGACUGAAAACUACGUAAACCAAGUCGGACUGCAAGACUACGUAAACCAAGUGGGACUGAAGACUACGUAAACCAAGUGGGACUGAAGACUACGUAAACCAAGUGGGACUCACUCGUGUACAGUGUGCAGGAAAUGUACAGGGAACAAGGUUCAUGUACGUGUGUGAGCAGCUCCAGUGAUGGAAGAACACUUUAUGUCCUCCAGGUGUCCUGUCAGCUGGAACCGGGGGUUGACUGAACCCAAGCAAUCAAGUAAUGCCCGCCACAUUUAUGAUCUCGGUUUUGAAACCAAUGUUAUUAUUUGGUUCUUACUUCGUUUAUUGAUCAAGCCAAAAUAUCACAAAUGUGAAACACAGGACUCUAUAGUUAUUACAGGGAUAUUGGUGAAUUCAGAAAAACAAAGCUUCAGCAUCUAAUAUGAACUAAUGGGGCUCUUCUAUUCGUGUGAAGUGAGGUGCUUGUGCUCAACCAAUAGUUUCAGCAGUCGAGAGUUUGACGUUAUAUUUUCUCAUGUUAGCCCAUGACAGGUUGGGACAACUCAACAUUGAAUAUUUCUAUUUUAAUAUUCUUGUUAAAACAGUAUGUCACAAAUAUUUCUUGUUUUAAAUGAUUUUGUGUGUUCAGGAGAAACCAUCAAUGCUCAUGAUGUAAUGUGCCAAGCUUGCCACAUGCAAGGGAAAGAGAUUGUCAGUCAUGUAUGUGCAGGUUAACAUAUCGACCCACUAGGGUAUCAGCCCCAGCCAGUAGGCCCAGGAACACUGGGAACACUUCGUCAUCAAGCUAGUUGGGACGAUGUAGUUGAAGAGGCUCAGCCAGUGCUCCCCAUCAUAUUGUUAAUUGGACCAAUAAGCCUGUAUAAGGGUGGUAUGAGGUAUGUUUUGUAAGAAAAUUAUGUUGUACUUAUGGAGGACCAAUCAGCCUGUAUAAGGGUGGUAUGAGGUAUGUUUUGAAAGAAUAUUAUGUUGUACUUACGGGGGACCAAUCAGCCUAAGUAAGGGUGGUAUGAGAUAUGUUUUGAAAGAAUAUUAUGUUGUACUUACUGAGGACCAAACAGCCUGAAUAAGGGUGGUAUGAGGUAUGUUUUGAAAGAAUAUUAUGUUGUACUUACGGGGGACCAAUCAGCCUAAGUAAGGGUGGUAUGAGAUAUGUUUUUGAAAGAAUAUUAUGUUGUACUUACGGAGGACCAAUCAGCCUGUAUAAGGGUGGUAUGAGUAUGUUUUGUAAGAAGAUUAUGUUGUACUUACGGAGGACCAAUCAGCCUAAGUAAGGAUGGUAUGAGGUAUGUUUUGUAAGAAGAUUAUGUUGUACUUACGGGGGACCAAUCAGCCUAAGUAAGGGUGGUAUGAGGUAUGUUUUUGAAAGAAUAUUAUGUUGUACUUACGGAGGACCAAUCAGCCUGUAUAUGGGUGGUAUAAGGUAUGUUUUGUAAGAAUAUUAUGUUGUACUUACGGAGGACCAAUCAGCCUGUAUUAGGAUGGUAUGAGGUAUGUUUUGUAAGAAUAUUAUGUUGUAAUUACGGAGGACCAAUCAGCCUUAGUAAGGUUGGUAUGAGGUAUGUUUUGUAAGAAGAUUAUGUUGUACUUAGAGGGGACCAAUCAGCCUGUAUAAGGGCGGUAUGAGGUAUGUUUUGUAAGAAUAUUAUGUUGUACUUACGGAGGACCAAUCAGCCUAAGUAAGGGUGGUAUGAGUAUGUUUUGUAAGAAGAUUAUGUUGUACUUACGGAGGACCAAUCAGCCUAAGUAAGGGUGGUAUGAGAUAUGUUUUGUAAGAAUAUUAUGUUGUACUUACGGAGUACCAAUCAGCCUAAGUAAGGGUGGUAUGAGAUAUGUUUUGUAAGAAGAUUAUGUUGUACUUUCGAGGGACCCGACCAAACUGAUGUAGUCUACCUGUACACAAUGGUACUUGCUGUGACAUUUACAACCCUCAGUACAUUAUCAUACCCCUGUAUGUUUUCACCACCCAGGAAAUCAGUCUCUAGUCCAUUGUUUUUUCUGUGAAUUUGUUCUGAUGAAAUGAAUUGUAGCAAUGAUACAGUAGAUUAAACAACCUGUUACAUUGUUGAUAGUUUUAGUUAGUUUUCACCACUGAAAGCCAAAUGUCUUGGUGUUUUUUUGUAAAGUUCUGAAUUUGCUUUUGUUUGAUGUUGAGCUAAGCUAACUGUCGAUUACAUCACAUCAAGUUUGUACAAAGUCAAAUGUGUUGUAUAUUCGCAUUCAUUUACCUCUCCAGUCAGAUGUGCCUUCACUUGCUGUGUGGACCUUCACUUGCUGUGUGGACCUUCACUUGCUGUGUGGGCCUUCACUUGCUGUGUGGACCUUCACUUGCUGUAUGGGCCUUCACUUGCUGUGUGGACCUUCACUUGCUGUGUGGGCCUUCACUUGCUGUGUGGGCCUUCACUUGCUGUGUGGGUCUUCACUUGCUGUGUGGGCCUUCACUUGCUGUGUGGACCUUCGCUUGCUGUGUGGGCCUUCACUUGCUGUGUGGGUCUUCACUUGCUGUGUGGACCUUCACUUGCUGUGUGGACCUUCGCUUGCUGUGUGGGCCUUCACUUGCUGUGUGGGUCUUCACUUGCUGUGUGGGCCUUCACUUGCUGUGUGGGCCUUCACUUGCUGUGUGGACCUUCACUUGCUGUGUGGACCUUCACUUGCUGUGUGGACCUUCACUUGCUGUGUGGGCCUUCACUUGCUGUGUGGGCCUUCACUUUCUGUAUGGACCUUCACUUGCUGUAUGGGCCUUCACUUGCUGUGUGGGCCUUCACUUGCUGUAUGGGCCUUCACUUGCUGUGUGGACCUUCACUUGCUGUGUGGGUCUUCACUUGCUGUGUGGACCUUCACUUGCUGUAUGGGUCUUCACUCCCUAAGGUGCAUCACCUCUCAUUGAUGUCUAUGUAUACCUGGAAAGGGGUUACAUCAAAUGUAUGUUUCAUAUUAUAGAGCCAAUUUGAGAAUUUGCCUGUUAUAAUUCUCAAACAAAAAACAUAUUAAACAUAUUACAAAGUAACACAUUGAAAUACAAAACAUGGCACCAGAUAAUUUUCUGUAAGUGCCCCUGGGCAACAGUUGUUGGACUUCCCUUUCAGCUACAUUCUCUGCGUCUUCGCAUCAUGUGCUGACUCGGUGCUUUGAAAUGUGCUGACUCAGUGCUUCGACAUGUGCUGACUCGGUGCUUCGACAUGUGCUGACUCGGUGCUUUGAAAUGUGCUGACUUGGUGUUUUGACAUGUGCUGACUCGGUGCUUCGACAUGUGCUGACUCGGUGUUCGACAUGUGCUGACUCGGUGCUUCGACAUGUGCUGACUCGGUGCUUCGACAUGUGCUGACUCGGUGCUUUGAAAUGUGCUGACUUGGUGUUUUGACAUGUGCUGACUCGGUGCUUCGACAUGUGCUGACUCGGUGCUUCGACAUGUGCUGACUCGGUGCUUCGACAUGUGCUGACUCGGUGCUUUGACAUGUGCUGACUCGGUGCUUCGACAUGUGCUGACUCGGUGCUUCAACAUAUGCUGACUCAGUGCUUCGACAUGUGCUGACUCAUCUGUGGUCUGUGUAGCAUUGUAUCGAUGCAGGAGACGGUAAAUUGUGGUUAUGUUAACGUUGAAAUGACAGGCAACAUCUUGGACAGACAGUCCAGCUUCCAAACAUCCGAUAGCCUGGUUUCUCUGAAUUUGAGUUAGGCGUGGCAUUGUUGACCAAGGAGUGGUAGGUCCAAGAAUCGGCCACAGUUUUAUACCCACUACAGUUUGUGACAGUUCAUGCAUUUUCAAUUUCGCGAGAAAUGGGUGCAUGAUACCAACAUAUUCAUUGGAAUGGUGCGUUUUGGUGAUUCGUUUUUUAUGUUGCUAGGGGCUUCCAAAAUGCAAACAAAAAUAUUGAUAACACCAUCAGGCUUCACUACAUUCUAAAACUCGUAUAGUUCUGCGUGUGAGUAUAGAUAUUUCCAAACAUCCAUGGAAGAUUGGAUGUAAAACUAAAGAAGUAGCUGUGCUUAACCUUUUUGCAGAUGUAUAUGUUUUUUGUGUUUGAGUUAUAACAUAAACAGGACAACAUAUGUAACAUUUCCCUAGGCCUUUAGCCAUGGAUAUAACCGUGUAUGUAUCAUGUUAAUCAGACAGACCAAAUGUUACAAAAAUGUUCUUUUGUUUUCAAUCUUCUUCAGAAUAUGGAGUGUGAGAGAGCCACCAUUUUAUAUUCAGGCUGGUGGUGGUGGAGUGGAUUAGUAGUGAUUUAAAAAAAAUAUACUUUGUUCAGGUAAAAACCUCACAAAAAUGUUUUUUCUCAGGUUUUACAAGAAAAAAUAAAUUGAACACUGGACAUGUAGGAUGUCCUGAACAAAUGUGAUUAAAAGAUUAACAAGCCUUAAAGUGUUUUGUAGCAGUAAAACAGUAGCACUGACCGAAAACAAUUGCUCCCCAACACAAGUCCUGUCAUCCAUUUCCCACCCCUACUCCCACACCCUUACUCCCACACCUACUACCACACCCCUACUCCCACACCCCUACUCCCACACCUCUACUCCGACACCUACUACCACACCCCUACUCCCACACCCCUACUCCCACACCCCUACUCCCGCCCCCUGCU